UUUUUGGGAAACCAUAAAACAAUGACAUUGAUUACUUUAAUGAAUUCUCAACUAUCACUAACCUUAGUCAACAAAUUUUCUACCCUUCUCUUUUUUUCUCAAAAGAAAUGCUAAAGUAAAGCUAAAAAGAGAACAACAACACUAACGAAGUAAAUAAAACAAAAGUAUUUGAUAUAACACCCAACUCUCUUAAAUCAUCCUAUCUCUUCUAUCUUUUCCUCCUCCUCCUCCUCCUCCUUUACCUCUACCUUGUUCUCUACGCGGAGAAUUCGGUUGGUAAAACCCGUGUUUCUUAUGAAAUCUUAUGUUGUGUGACGUUGUCACAAGUCUAGUUUGUGUAUACUCAAUUUUUUUUGAGGUAAACUAAUGCAAUUUUUAGGAAAACCAAAACCUUUGUUACCUUUCAUGAACACAAAAGAUUGUUCUCUAAGGUUAUGCAGCACAUUUUGCCCUAAAUGGUGCGACGGUAUAAUUGCACCAUUUGUUCCACCACCUCCCUUUGCCUUCCCUGAAGACAAGUCUCAAACUAGCACAACUUUCUCACCUCUAGUGAUCGCGAUCAUUGGAAUCCUUGCAAGUGCAUUUCUCCUAGUAAGUUACUAUGCUUUAAUCUCUAAGUAUUGUGGAAAAAACACAAACUCGAGUAGGGAGAAUCGCGUUACAAAUAAUGAAGAAAUCGUCGAGGAAGAUUAUGAUAAUAAUGGUAGUAACAACCAUCAACAUGAGGCUUGGCUUAUUAGCACACCCGGGUUAGAUGAAGCAUUGAUAAAAACUAUCACGCUUGUUAAGUACAAAAAAGGCAAUGGUUUGAUAACAAGUAGUGAUUGUUCUGUUUGUCUUGGUGAGUUUCUUGAAGAUGACUCUUUAAGGCUUUUGCCUAAAUGUAGUCAUGCUUUUCAUGUUGCUUGUAUUGAUACUUGGCUUAGGUCUCACUCUAAUUGCCCUCUUUGUCGCGCUAAUAUUAUCUCCCCAACACCUAAUAAUCAUCCUUCAUCUGUAGUCGAUAACAAUAACAAUAACAAUAAUGUCCGAGAUCAUAAUGUUUUGUUAGAAAACCAAGUUCAAAGGGAGGAUGUAAACAACUCAAGUGAUGAAAGAAGACAAAUGGGUGAUCUUGUUGUAGGGCAAACAAGUGGGAAUUUACCAAAGACUACUCCUUUUCGAGCUUUAAGUGAUCUUGGUGCUAGGAAUCAUGGAGGGGUGAAUGCAAUGAGAAGAUCUAUUUCCAUGGAUCAUCGAUAUGAAACAAGAGUUUCGAUUCCUGAUGUUAUUAGAUGCAAUCAUGGAGAAGAGGAUUGUGUAACGAAAAUUGGUGAAAUUCGAGAUCAAUCUUUGAAGAGGAUAGCUGGUGAAAGCAGCAAGCUUGGUGCUUGUAAUACUAGUAGUAGUAGUAGAAGUGGAGUAUUGCAUUGUGUUACAAGUAGUGUUGCUAUGAAACGAUCAUUUUCGAGUGGUAGAUUUUUGUUUGGUAAGCAUGGCAGAGGAAGAAAUGAAGUGAUUAUUCCUCUAUGAUAGAUUAUCACACCCCAAAAAAAAAAAAA
Molecule: messenger RNA, 1541 nt
Organism: Chenopodium quinoa (quinoa)
Lineage: Eukaryota; Viridiplantae; Streptophyta; Magnoliopsida; Caryophyllales; Amaranthaceae
Product: RING-H2 finger protein ATL52-like
Exons: 1
Coding region: 367-1512 (381 amino acids)
Biological process (GO): protein ubiquitination
Molecular function (GO): transferase activity
Source: RefSeq, a predicted model, not a curated record